GAGAAACAUCAUGACAAACCUGGAGAAAAACCUUUGAGUCGCUCAAAGACUAAAAAGACAUUUUUAAAUGAAAGAAGAGCCAAGAAAUCUGCAACCUGCACUCAGUGUGGAAAGAGUUUCACACACAAAAGUCAUCUUGAAGCUCAUAUGAGAGUUCAUACUGGAGAAAGACCGUUCACAUGUAAUCAAUGUGGAAAGAGCUUCAAUCAAUCGUCAAACCUUAAAGAUCACAUGAGGAUCCACACCGGAGAGAAGCCGUUCACACGUGAUCAAUGUGGUAAAACAUUUACUCAGUCAAUAAUCCUGAAGAGACACAUGACAGUUCAUACAAAGGAGAAGCCACAUCCAUGUUCUGUGUGUGGAAAGAGUUUUUCACAGCUGGGAAGUUUAAAAGAACAUCAGAAAAUUCAUACUGGUUUGAGAGAGUACAUGUGCUUUGAGUGUGAGAAAACAUUUAUUACAGCAGACUGUUUAAAACGUCACCAGAGGAUUCACACUGGAGAAAAACCUUACAAGUGUUCACACUGUGACAAGAGAUUCAGUCAGACAGGAACACUAAAAAGACACGAGAAGAUCCACCCUGGAGAAAAACCUUACAAGUGUUCACACUGUGACGAGAUUCAGUCAGUCAGGAACACUGAAGACACAUGAGAGAAUCCACAGCAGAGAGAAGCUGCACACGUGUGAUCAGUGUGGAAAUAGUUUCACUAUUAAAGGUCCCGUUCUUCGUGGUUUUUUGAAGCUUUGAUUGUGUUUAUAGUGUGCAAUAUA
Megalobrama amblycephala (Wuchang bream) is the source of this 771-nucleotide messenger RNA. RefSeq names its product gastrula zinc finger protein XlCGF49.1-like. Lineage: Eukaryota; Metazoa; Chordata; Actinopteri; Cypriniformes; Xenocyprididae. The coding region runs from base 148 to 651 and encodes 167 amino acids. The record is from RefSeq and is a predicted model, not a curated record. The transcript has a single exon.